Molecule: messenger RNA, 1278 nt
Organism: Cinara cedri
Lineage: Eukaryota; Metazoa; Arthropoda; Insecta; Hemiptera; Aphididae
Source: the annotation of a GenBank genome assembly
AUGAAAACCGCUCAUAGUAAGUAUUAUAUUUAAAUAAAUCAAACAUGAGUUUACAUUUUUAUUAUUUAGUAUUAAACUGAUUUUUGAAUAUUCAUUAGAAUUAUUGGAAAUCUCUGCUCCAGCGACUGAUGACGAAAUUUGUAUGGCUGCAAUGGAUGAUUACGAAAAUAAAGACCUGAUGGAUACUACGUCAAGUUAGUUUUUUUUUUUUUUUUNUCCGACAUUACACCGGUUGUCAGACGGUUUGAUAGAUUUUUAUAAAAAAUUUUUUAUUAUAAACGUAACAUAAUAAAUGUAUUAUAUUUUUAUAAUAAUUUUUAGUUAUAUUUUAUUAUACGAAUAUAUAUAUUUAUUAUAUAUAUUUUUAUAAAUAUAUUUUAUAUAUUUAUCGAAUGUAUAUAUUUUUUUUUAAUUUAAAGAUUCAUAUAAAUCUACCACCUAUGGAAAACGUGUUUCAUCCGCCAACACAAUGUCGGCUGUUAGAGCUAAGAAGGUGCCUAUGAAUAUUGUACAGUCUCCAGGGUUUAUAGAAAUCUCUUCCUCGACAAACGAAAAAUUGUAUGGCAUUACACUAAAAAUACUAAUAAUCACCAAAACUUCCCUGUUUUUCUCCGAUCGGUUAAACCAGCUCUAACUAAUUUAUUGAAAACACGCGUUCAGCUUAGUCCAAUCAAAUUUAACUUGAAGCUCGAGGCAACUUAUUUCCAACCACUCAUCGAAAACUCUUCAGAGAAUAGGGCCUUUAAGACAUCAGCGAUAGAAAUUUUUAAAGAGUCGGAUUUUGCAGAGAUUAUAGAGACAUCCUACAUGAAGUUAGUGAGCGAAGAAGAAACUUAUAAGAGUAGAGGAAGUGGGUUUACGCUCGAGUCUAUAGAUGGUUUAUUGUUAGCGGUGUAUAGGUAUACACCUUUAUCAGUCUCCUCGUAUAUCCAAUUACCCUCAUACCUUGAAAACAAACGAGCCACAAUAAACCCUCAAAACACUGAUCAGCAGUGUUUUAAGUGGGCUAUAUUAGCAAAACACGUGAUGGGGCACUCGGUUCAUCGUUUAGGAGAAAAUUAUUUUAAACACGAGGAUAAAUAUAAUUUUGAGGACAUUUCAUUCCUCACACCACUCGCGGAUAUUUCAAAAUUUGAAAAAAAUAACCCGUACGUUUCUGUAAAUGUGUACGGUUUAGAAAAAAAAUUUCAUCCUCCUCGUAAAUAUCUGUCUUAUGAAGUUUUCCCGCUACGCGUUUCCGUUAGUGAAAAAGUCAACCAUUUCGAUCUGUGGAGCUGA